Messenger RNA from Labrus bergylta (ballan wrasse), 1164 nucleotides. NCBI's taxonomy places the organism in Eukaryota, Metazoa, Chordata, Actinopteri, Labriformes, Labridae. The record is from RefSeq and is a predicted model, not a curated record.
AUGCCUCCCGCUGACACUGAGGCAGAAGCAGGUGUCAAGGAAGGCUGCCAGCAGAGAGAAAGGGCUGCACCAUGCCCCUUUCACCAUUCCAGCCCCCCUAACCAGGGGAGGCAGAGGAAGAAGAAGAAGAAGAGACUGGAGAAGACAGGGGGCAGAACACCUCAUGCUCCAGAGGAGCAGGAAUACAUGAAAGGAGCAUGGUUCGAUCCCGUGGUGCCAGAACCUCAGAAGUUGGACAACCACACUGCUGAUCCGACCUCCACAGGAUACCCCCUAGCCUUCCAGCCUGCCUCGCGGCACUCCGCUGCUAGCUCGGAGUACUUCAGCUGUUUCCUUUCAUGGGCUGCUGUCAUGCCAUACUCCCAGGGGAUGUAUGAGUAUUACCAAAAAGUCAAUUUCAUAAUGCAUGUGGUAACAUGCAUCAUCAUCAGUAUCAGCCUUCCUCUGAUGCUCAUGACCAUCUAUGCUCUUUUCUCUCUGGUACGAAAGGAUCAUGAGGCUCCAAUCUACGUCAUCAACCUUCUUAUUUCUGACCUCAUUCAGCUCUGCUGCAUGCUCAUUGUGGAGACAAAACUGGAUCAGACCAUUGUAUAUGAUAUCUACUCUUGUGGUCUAUGGAUCAGUGUUGACUUCAUGGUGUGUGUCUCACUGGAAAGGUAUUUGAUCAUCGCCCACCCACUGUGGUACCGCUUCAAACGGACCAUCAAGAACUCUGUGGUGGUCAGUGUUGUAGCCUGGCUCAUACCUCCUGUCUUUUUCCUCACAGUGUUUCCCUGGUUUACUUUUGAUGUGGCAGGAAGCAUCUUCGCCAUUUUCCUAAUCCUUCCCUUCCUACUGUUCAUAUUCUUCCUGGUUGGGACCCUCAGAGCCCUCUCUGCUUCCGUCUCCGUCCCCUCUGAAGAAAAACAACGAAUUGUUGGAAUUUUGGUCCUGGUGCUGCUCAUUUACACACUGCUGUUCCUGCCCAGCAUAAUUUUAUUCCUGAACAUGAACAACAGAUCUGACAGAACUCUGACUGACCUAGCUUUCAUGUUUGCUAAGCUGAGUCCUCUUGCAGACUUAAUUCUGUAUGUUUUCUUUAGGAAAGCGUCAAUUAGUAAGCUUUUUACCACUGUGAACUGUUGCAGAGUUGCCAACACUGACACCAACAUAUCAACAGUAUGA